Molecule: messenger RNA, 1974 nt
Organism: Lobosporangium transversale
Lineage: Eukaryota; Fungi; Mortierellomycota; Mortierellomycetes; Mortierellales; Mortierellaceae
Product: carbamoyl-phosphate synthase L chain, ATP binding domain-domain-containing protein
Exons: 6
Coding region: 1-1974 (657 amino acids)
Cellular component (GO): mitochondrion
Molecular function (GO): propionyl-CoA carboxylase activity; metal ion binding; ATP binding
Source: RefSeq, a predicted model, not a curated record
AUGGCUGAUGAAUCCGUGUUCAUCGGACCCUCUCCCUCCUCGGAAUCGUACCUCUGUGGUGACAAAAUCAUUGACGCCUGUCGAGUCACUGGUGCUGACGCUGUUCAUCCAGGCUAUGGCUUCUUGUCUGAGAAUACAGACUUUGCUAGGGCCUGUACAGACGCUGGCAUUAACUUCAUUGGUCCACAACCAGAAUCGAUCCUUGCUAUUGGAGAUAAGAUCGCAUCCAAGAACCUACUUGCCGCCAAGGAGCCCUCAAUUCCAUUGAUUCCGGGCUAUAAUGGUGACGAUCAAAGUAUUGAUAACCUGAUUCAACAAGCAAUCAGGAUCGAUUUUCCUGUACUUCUGAAGGCCUCGGCCGGUGGAGGAGGAAAGGGCAUGCGUAUUGUGCGUGAAGCCUCAGCUCUGAAAGAUGAGAUUGAAAUGGCCAAGUCUGAAGCACUGCGAUCCUUUGGAAGCGACAAUUUACUUAUUGAGAAAUACUUCUCAAAUGCUCGCCAUAUCGAGAUUCAAAUUAUGGGUGAUAAACAUGGCAACGUCUACCAUUGCUUUGAACGCGAGUGUAGUAUUCAGCGGAGACAUCAAAAAGUCAUUGAAGAGACACCUUCUCCAAUGAUGGAUGAGAAACUCCGAAAUGAUAUGACUUCAGCCGCCAUCAAGAUCGGAAAGCUCCUCCGAUAUGAAGGAGCAGGAACUAUUGAGUUUAUUGUUGAUGACGCUACCCGUAAAUUUUAUUUUCUAGAGAUGAACACCCGUCUUCAAGUAGAGCACCCUGUCACUGAGAUGGUGACUGGACUUGACUUAGUCGAGCUUCAGAUCCUUGUCGCCCAAGGCUUUGAUCUCUCCCAGACUCAGCUCCCUAACUUGCAGUUGAAUGGCCAUUCUAUUGAAUGCCGACUUUACGCUGAGGACCCUGAAAAUGACUUUUUGCCUUGCACAGGCAAGAUCCGUCGCUGGAAGCAAUGCACUGCCGACAAUGUUCGCUACGAUAGCGGUAUUGAAACUGGUUCUGAGAUCAGCAUUUUUUACGAUCCCAUGAUUUCCAAGAUUUCUGUCUGGGCUCCUACUCGCGAUCAAGCUAUCCAAAAGAUGGCAUUAGCCAUGCGCGAAACGGUAGCGCUUGGUCUGACUACGAACCGUAAAUUUUUGAUUCAAGUGCUUCAACACCCACGAUUUCAGGCAGGUAGACUCUCGACCAGAUUCAUUGAUGAGGAGGCAAUCCACAAACAAAAUGCAGCUCCUCAUCCUGAUGAGGAUCGUCUUGCGAUUGUCCCCAUGCUAUGGGGUUGGUAUUUGCGCGAGCAAGCCCGUACGGAGCUCAAAUACAUCCCAAGUGGAUGGAGGUAUGUCAAGCAUAAGAAGCAACAGGACGGUUAUGUGGGCGAAAACGCAGAGCGGACGAUUGAGCUUCAAUAUGAACACUUGGUCAAGCCUGGAGGAUGGGUCCCUCCAAACCAGAAGUUGGCAGAGAAGAAGUUUGAUGUCCUUUACCGAGCUGUUGUUGCUGGUCAAGAGCCCGGCGAAUGGCGCACAGCCAAGGUUGGCUUAGGGAAGGUACUCGUUGAGGAAGAUGAUCUUGGAGAGCGUAGUGGUGUCCUGCGCUGCACCAUCGAUGGGGUAACUCGCGACUAUAACAUCGCCAAUGGCUCAAUUGAAUUUAAUAACACUGAGAUCUAUGUGCAUACAAAAGAUUUUGGAGGCAAGCAGAUCCUGUUUGUGCGUAAGGACAAGCUCAAGAGUACGGCAGAGGGCGAGGAUGAUGUGCAUUCACCAUACACAGCCCCAAUGCCUUGCAAGAUUCUUAAAAUCCUAAUUCCUUCCGGAACAGUAGUUAAGAAAAAUCAAGCAAUUCUGACAAUGGAGUCGAUGAAGACAGAGGUGCGCCUGUAUGCACGCCACGAUGGCACCCUCAAACUAAAUGUUGGAGAAGGCGACAUGAUUGAGGCAGGCACAACUCUUUGCGAUAUUCAAUAA